This is a messenger RNA of Durusdinium trenchii, 1691 nucleotides long. Lineage: Eukaryota; Dinophyceae; Suessiales; Symbiodiniaceae. The record is from the annotation of a GenBank genome assembly.
CCCCGAUCAAAUCAUCGACCAUUGAGCCUUGCAGCGGACCCGCAUGCUGACACCACUUGAGCAUGCUGAAUGCCAAUCGUCCUGGGAGGUUUCAAAGCAUUCCCAGGAGCCCCUUUGGUGCGCUUCGGGCAGCUGUGCGACCACCAUCGCGUGGAGGCACGGAAGGCUCUGCUUGCUCCACUCCGCGCAGAGCUGGAGGCGACGCGAAGGAGACGCGAAGUUACUCGCAGCUCCACCUGCGUCGCCCUCGAAGAGAACUUCCUCAGAAGUUUUCAGGUCCUGGCCCACGUGCGGAAGCCAUUGAACGCUUAAGAGCAGAGAUCUUUCCCGCAGCUUGGGAUGAACUGGGUGUCAUGGAGGCGGCCACAGCGCCAGAGGAGGCGGAACUGGAAUUGCUUCGACUUCGGCGGCGCUUGGCCACGACCCGACGGGAAUCCACAGCUGUUCGGCAGACGCUGCAUGAGGCGCUCCGAAGCAACGUGGAAAGUGCCAAACUGUGGAGCGCGAAUCGGGAACGUGUGGGAGACUUGUUGGAGGAGGAGCAAGCGAUUGAGGCAGUCUUGGAGGUGCACGAGUCGCGGCUGGUACGGAAUCUUCCCAGCGUUGGCUUGGAAGAGGAGGUGGAGGCCCUCCGUGAGGAGGUGGCUGAACAGGCCGAAGAUGUGCGAGUUCAGGCGGAAAAGCAAAUCCUGAAGAGCCGAAACUUGAAGAUCUUCAAAGCUUUGGCCAAGCUUCAGAAAGCUCGGCUGCGUGCCAAUGCUGCUGUAGCAGAAGCCAAAGGAUAUGCUAAAGACUUCGAGAUGAAGACUUCUCAACUCAAAGAAGCUGAGGAAUCCACAUGCGCCUUGCGUUUCAAAGCAACGAGCUUGAAAGAGGAGGUGGCACAGGCCAAAGCGGAGGCAGCAGGAAGCAACAAGCUUCCCAACCAGCUACUGCAGGUCCUCCAAAGCGAACUGAAGGCAGAGGAGCAGCGCUCGAAGAUUUGGCACAUGAUCGAUACAUCCCGCGAGAAGUCACAGGUGGCAAUUCGAGCCCAAAUGGAUCAGCUCUCCGAAAGCUUGAAGGCAGUGCAGGACUUGUCAGGGACCACUGCUGCAGAGCUUCAGGAUGCAGAGUCCAUGGCAGCCAGGGCGACCAGCAGGUUGAAGGCCGCGCAGAAGAGAGCUGCCCUGCUUGCAGCAGAGGCACGGCAUUUGGCCGCAUCCCAAGACUCCUUGGAGGCCGAGCUGCAGCGCCAGCGUGAUGCCACGAAAGCAUGGCAAAGCUGUGGGCAGAGCCCUUCCAGAUGGCAACAAGCCGAUGAGGCAUCCGAGACUUGCCGCUUGCUCGCCUGGAGAAAGAUGGUGCACUGUAACAGCUUACUGCUGCACUCGAUCCAACACUGCAAGAGCCAGUUCCUCCAGGGCAGUGCGCGCCUUAGAGCCCUGGUCUUCGCGGGCGACAAGAUUGGAUGGAUGAGCCCUGAAACGGGCUCCGGGGAUCACUUGCUGAAGCCGGUGAACCUGCUCAGCAGAAAGGUAGUGGACAUGCACAAGCAGACCUUGCGCUCAUCGGGCUCAGGUGUGCGCAAGUCCUAUCAGCAAGGUGGCAACAAUCCAUGGGAGGCCGGUGCAACCUACCGGAUGUUGGAGAAGACCCCCUUGCGGAGCGGCUCAGACCUGAAGAGCUCCGAAGUGGGCAAGGCCGGGUAG